Molecule: messenger RNA, 833 nt
Organism: Paramecium sonneborni
Lineage: Eukaryota; Ciliophora; Oligohymenophorea; Peniculida; Parameciidae
Source: the annotation of a GenBank genome assembly
AAUGAAUCAAUAAUUUUUUGGCAAUUCAAGGUUGGCAAUCCAAAGAGCUCAAUAACUUCACUUAUUCUUCACAGAGUCAGUUAUAUAUGACUAAUUUAAAUAUACAGCUAAAAUGCCUUAAUAUCCAAAGAUUGUAUUUUUGCAAUCAAAUCCAUUUAUAAGAAAUUUAGUGGAGAAGUAUUGAAUUUUAUAUUCUUUUAGACAAUUUGUUCAAUAUUCUAUUGUAGAUGCUUAGAAGACAAGUGGAGAAGUAAAUGAUUAAAUAAUUGUUAGGAUAGUGUUGCUAGAUUGGCUGAAUAGGUUCAAUUGUAAUCAACUCAAAAAAAUGGUGCAUUGUUAUUUGGAUUCCCUAAUAGCGCUGUUGAUGCUGAAAAGUAAUAUUUAAUAGAAAAAUUCUUAGACUAGAUCGUUUAUUAGAUGGUGUUAAUUUGGCUAUCAGAUUCAAAUUAUCUGAAUCAUUGGCAUAGAAAAUAGCAGGAUCAUAUUUAUCAUGUUAAUCAUGUGGAAAGGUAUUUAAUACAAGUUUACCAUUUGUAACUCCAACUCAUCCUGGAUAUUAGAAUAAUGUAAGUGAAAAAACAAAUAAAUCUAGUGUUAAACUCCAAGUAAAUGUGCUUUAGAAUAAAGUUCUGCCCCAGCUGAUUAAGUAAAUGCAGAAGUUGCCAAUUAUUUUUAAUAGAAAGUAUAAUAUCUAAUGAAUUGAUUAGGGUGCAUAUCUUGAAUAUGAAAUAAAUGAAGAACAUUUAUAAUAUGAUUCAUAGGAGUUCUUUGAAAAAUUAGACAAUGCAGUAGCUACACAUAUCAAAGUAUGAUAUUUUUAAACAAAAAAGAAA